AUGAGGGAGUUUUUUGCAUACAGAAUCAUUGAGCGCUAUAACCAAUUCAAUGCUCUUAUGUUCUCCGGGAAACUGUUUCAGCAAUUUCUGGUGGAUGGUUAUACAAUGAUAGAAGCAGAAAGAAUUGGAUAUCUCAAGCUAAACCAGAAGGCAUUACGUGCAGAUAAAUACAUCAACGUUUCAGCUUAUGCUGAAAAUGGAAACCAAGAUUCUACAAAGUGUGGAAAGAGAAUCGUCUUACCUUCAACAUAUGUGGGAGAAUUAUUCAUUACAUUCACUUGCAAUCCUAAAUGGCCGGAGAUUACAAGACAUCUCCAAGAACGACGACUACAAUCACAAGACAGAGCUGACAUUUUGUCCCGAGUCUUCAAGAUGAAGUUAGAUAGUCUCAUAUUUGAAAUACAUAACAAAAACUUUUUUGGUUCAUCAAGAGGAGUAAUAUAUACGAUAGAAUUCCAGAAACGAGGCCUUCCUCAUGCCCACAUUCUGCUAUGGCUGAAGCCGCGUUCAAAAAUGCCUACAACAAGUGACAUUGACAAAGUCAUUUCUGCUGAAAUUCCUGAUCAAGCCACUGACCCAAUACUCUAUGAGAUAGUGACAGAACUCAUGAUUCAUGGUCCAUGUGGGUUAGCAAAUCCACGAUCACCUUGCAUGGACAAAGGGAAAUGCACCAAGAGAUUUCCAAAAGACUUCUCGAAUGAUACAUAUCUCAAUAAAGAAGGGUUCCCAGUUUAUCGCAGAAGAAAUGAUGGGCGUUUUGUUGAAAAAAGCGGAGUUCCUAUAAACAAUCGGUUUGUAAUUCCUUACAAUCCCCAUUUACUCCUGAAAUAUCAUGCACAUAUAAAUGUUGAAUGGUGCAACCAGACAAGAGCAAUCAAGUAUUUGUUCAAAUACAUCAAUAAAGGUAAUGAUAGAGUCACUGCAGCAGCAUCAAUUCCUAAAGAAGUUCCAACAAAUGAGGUUGGAGGUGAGACGAAUGUCAUAGACGAAAUUAAGCGGUAUUUUGAUUGCAGGUAUGUAUCACCUGGUGAAGGAUCUUGGCGAAUAUUUGGCUUUGAGAUUCAUCACAGCAGCACAACUGUUCAAAGAUUGGCGGUUCAUUUACCAGGAGAGCACCAUAUGACAUACGAAAGUGAUGAUGACGUUGACGACAUUUUAGCUAAAGAGGCUAAUCAAACGUCACAACUUUUAGAGUGGAUGAAAAUGAACGAGCGAGAUGAAGAAGCAAGACAGUUGGGUUACAUUGAGUUUCCAUUAUUCUAUGUCUGGAACAAGAAACCUAAAGGAUGGACGAAACGUGAGAGGAAUACAGCUGUUGGGCGAAUCCAUUUUGUUUCACCAGGUUCCGGUCAAUUAUUUUAUCUAAGGCUGCUACUAACCAAGGUUAAAGGUCCCACAAGAUUUGAGGAUAUUAAAACCAUUGAUGGAGUUGAGUACCCGAGCUUUCAAGAUGCAUGUUAUGCUUUAGGCCUCCUUGACGACGACCAAAAGUAUAUUGAUGCUAUCAUGGAAGCUAGCAAUUGGGGAUCAGCCACUUUCCUGCGUAAAUUGUUUAUGAGGCUCUUAAGCUCACAAAAGCUAGAGUUAUCGGAAGACCAGCUAGAGAAUCUAGCAUUACUUGAAAUUGAGAAGCUUCUACGGUCAAACGGGAGUAGUCUAAAAAACCAUACUUCAAUGCCUCAACCAGUGAACAAUAAUGUUCCAUCUACAGUAAACAGAUUGAUUUGUGAAGAGAAGUGUUAUAACCGAGCUUUAUGCGCUGAAAAGCAUCAACAGCUACUGACGUCACUAACAGAUGAACAAAGGAAUGUUUAUGAUCGUAUAGUGGCUUCUGGUGAAUCUCAAUCUGGAGGUGUUUUUUUUGUUAAUGGUUUUGGAGGUACCGGAAAGACUUAUCUUUGGAAGACUUUGUCUACAUACAUCAGAUCUAAAGGAGAAAUUGUCAUCAAUGUAGCUUCCAGUGGAAUGGCAGCUUUGCUGUUAGAUGGAGGACGAACUGCUCAUUCACGUUUAUCAAUACCCAUACAAGUAAACGAAAGUACUGUAUGCAAUUUUACCCCCGGUAGUGAGCUAGCUGAGUUACUAUUGGAAUCCAAGUUGAUUAUCUGGGAUGAAGCCCCGAUGCUGCAUAGAAAUUGUUUUGAGGCUUUUGAUAGAAGUUUGAGAGAUAUAUCACGAGCAGCAAAGGUCCCUAAUGCUGAAAGUCCAUUUGGUGGGAAGACUGUUGUUUUUGGAGAUGAUUUUCGCCAAGUGUUGCCUGUUAUUCCUAAAGGGAGUAGGGGUCAAAUUGUUCAAGCUUCCCUUACUUCUUCAGUGUUGUGGCGCUAUUGUACAGUACUUUCUCUAACAAAAAAUAUGAGGCUAUCAGUUGAUGCAGACCCUGCAGAGAAUGAGUCCAUCAAAGCAUUUUCAGAAUGGAUUUUGAAACUCGGAGAUGGAAAGCUAUCGGAACCAAACAAUGGUGAGGCUGAGAUCAGUAUCCCAAGUGAUGUGCUUCUUAUGGACUCACAUGAUCAUAUUGCUUCAAUCACCAAUGCCAUUUAUCCAUCAUUGGUUCAAAAUCUAAGAGAAGAAUCUUUCUUUAAAGAUCGUGCAAUACUUUGUCCUACUAAUGAUGUUGUCGAGGAGGUCAACAAUCACAUAAUGGAUCUUCUCCCUGGGGAGUCAAAGGAAUACUACAGCUCAGACAGAAUAUGUCGUUCUGAUACUACCACAAUCAGAGAUAAUAAUGUCUCCGUUGAAUUCCUAAAUUCAAUAAAAUGUUCUGGACUACCAAACCAUGUUCUUAAGUUGAAGAUAGGAGUUCCUGUGAUGCUUUUAUGGAACAUUGACCAGAACAAUGGUUUGUGUAAUGGGAUAAGAUUACAGAUAACUAAGAUGGGAGAACAUGUUUUGGCAGCACGAGUCAUUACCCAAAUCGAAAGCGGUGGUUCAGACAAUGUAGUCUAUAUUGCAAGAACGUUGCUCACACCUACAGAUGUGAAAUUUCCUUUUCAAUUUCAACGGAGACAAUUUCCCAUAUCUCCUUGCUUUGGAAUGGCCAUUAACAAGAGUCAGGGUCAGAGUUUAUCUCAUGUUGGAAUCUAUUUGCCAAGACCAGUUUUUACUCAUGGACAACUUUACGUUGCUGUGUCAAGAGUUAAAAGUAGAAAAGGUCUAAAGAUCUUAAUUGUUAAUGGAGAGGGGGAAAGGGAUACCAAAACAACUAAUGUUGUUUUCAAAGAGAUAUUCCAGAAAAUCAGAUAA
This is a messenger RNA of Brassica oleracea var. oleracea, 3246 nucleotides long. RefSeq lists its product as uncharacterized. The record is from RefSeq and is a predicted model, not a curated record. Gene Ontology annotation, biological process: telomere maintenance; DNA repair. Gene Ontology annotation, molecular function: DNA helicase activity. Bases 1 to 3246 code for a protein of 1081 amino acids. The transcript is spliced from 6 exons. Lineage: Eukaryota; Viridiplantae; Streptophyta; Magnoliopsida; Brassicales; Brassicaceae.